Choloepus didactylus (southern two-toed sloth) is the source of this 5664-nucleotide messenger RNA. RefSeq names its product autophagy related 4C cysteine peptidase (gene ATG4C). The transcript is spliced from 12 exons. The record is from RefSeq and is a predicted model, not a curated record. Gene Ontology annotation, molecular function: protein-phosphatidylethanolamide deconjugating activity. Lineage: Eukaryota; Metazoa; Chordata; Mammalia; Pilosa; Megalonychidae. The coding region runs from base 398 to 1771 and encodes 457 amino acids.
UGGUGUGUCUAUCAGAGAUGCCCCUUGUAGCUGGAUACUUUCCCUUGGUUCUGCGCUUGCCACAUUGGUGACUUAGGAGUUGAGGUGGCGAACGGGGAGAAAAAAGGGAUGGAUGAACCAAGCGGCGAGGGGCUCUCUGAACUGUUGCUAUAGCGGCCGCCAAUGGAAAGGUCCCAUGCCCCGGAAGUGGCUGACCUGAGGUUUUGAGGCUUACUACGGCGGCCGGGGCGUUGUGGGGGCGUUGCUGAGGGCAUCUCCCCUUCCAUCUCCUUGCCGAGGACUGUCCGGAGUGUCAUCUGGUGGCUGAUGUUGGGAACUGUCUGAACCAAGUCAGUACAAAAGAUUAAACUCUACGGAAGAAUGCAAUCAAGUGAUGGCUUCUUUUUAGAAUUUGAAUAUGGAGGCAGCAGGAACAGAUGAAGUCGACAAGCUAAAAACUAAAUUUAUAUCUGCUUGGAAUAACAUGAAAUAUAGUUGGGUGUUGAAAACAAAGACAUAUUUUAGUAGAAAUUCUCCUGUCUUAUUGCUUGGGAAAUGUUACCAUUUUAAAUGUGAAGAUGAAAAUAAAAUGUUACCUGCAAGAUCAGGAUGUGCAAUAGAAGAUCAUGUAAUUUCUGGAAAUGUAGAAGAAUUUCGUAAAGAUUUCAUUUCUAGAAUAUGGCUGACAUACCGGGAAGAAUUUCCUCAAAUAGAGGGCUCAAAUUUGACAACGGAUUGUGGUUGGGGCUGUACAUUGAGGACUGGUCAGAUGCUGUUGGCUCAAGGACUCAUACUACAUUUUCUUAGUAGAGCUUGGACCUGGCCUGAUGCUUUGAACAUUGAAAAUUCAGACUCUGAAUCAUGGACUUCCCACACUGUAAAAAAAUUUACUGCAUCAUUUGAAGCAUCGCUGUCAGGGGAAAGAGAACUCAGAACCCCAACAAUUUCCCUGAAGGAAACAAUUGGGAAAUAUUCUGAUGAUCAUGAAAUACAAAAUGAAAUUUAUCACAGGAAAAUCAUCUCUUGGUUUGGUGAUUCUCCCUUGGCGCUCUUUGGCUUACAUCAACUAAUAGAAUAUGGAAAGAAGUCUGGGAAAAAAGCUGGAGAUUGGUAUGGACCGGCCGUGGUUGCUCACAUUUUAAGAAAAGCAGUUGAAGAAGCAAGACAUCCUGAUUUACAAGGAAUAACUAUUUAUGUUGCUCAAGAUUGUACAGUUUACAACUCUGAUGUAAUUGAUAAACAGUGUUCUUCCAUGGCCUCUGAUAACACAGACGACAAAGCUGUUAUUAUUCUAGUUCCUGUUAGACUUGGUGGAGAAAGAACCAACACUGACUACUUAGAGUUUGUAAAGGGUAUUUUAAGCCUUGAAUACUGUGUGGGUAUUAUUGGUGGCAAACCCAAGCAGUCUUAUUACUUUGCUGGAUUUCAAGAUGACAGUUUGAUUUACAUGGAUCCUCAUUACUGCCAGUCUUUUGUAGAUGUCAGCAUAAAGGAUUUCCCUCUUGAGACAUUCCAUUGCCCUUCUCCUAAAAAGAUGUCAUUUCGAAAAAUGGAUCCUAGCUGUACAAUAGGAUUUUACUGUCGAAAUGUUCAGGACUUCAAACGAGCUUCUGAAGAAAUCACUAAGAUGCUGGAAGUUUUUUCUAAAGAGAAAUAUCCCUUAUUUACUUUUGUAAAUGGUCAUUCCAGAGACUAUGAUUUUACAUCGACUACAACCAAUGAAGACCUUUUCUCAGAGGAUGUAAAGAAAAGAUUAAAAAGAUUUAGCACAGAAGAGUUUGUCUUGCUUUAAAGAUGAGCGCAUUGGUGCUUGAUAAGAACUCCUUUGAAGGAGGAAAAAUAAAGAGAAACAAGUAUACUUGAAACAGGUUUAUUUCACAAAAUCUUAAUUUUAUAUAUUCUUUAAAAAAGAACAUUUGAAAAUAUGAAAGUUUUAAAGAUAUUUUUCUGAAAGGGAAAUGAUUUUAAUGAAUCUUGGUAUCUAAUAAAUAUUGAGUGAUUCUGGUUGCAUUCCUAUUUCCCUAAGUUCUGCUAAUGAGAACUCCACCUUAACUGCAAGCCUUCUUCAAAUUAUUCUACCUGAGGCCACUAGUCUGGAGGUUUUCUGAUACAGGUCCAAAGACUGGGAUCAUAAUAGUUUCAAAAGCCUCAGCUUGUACGAAUGUCCAGAAGACCAGAAAAUGAAUCUUCAGUGCUGCCUAGCUGCUUGCUAUGAUUGUUAAAGCAACCAAAGGAUACUUUUGGAUGUAUUUUAAUAUACUAAAUAGUAAUGGUUAGCUGUAGAAUGCAUACAAUUAUAUAAGUGGAAUUGUGAGGUAAGGUAAUAUGUAGCAAUGUGGUUUUAUAAUGGCUGCUCAUUAUGUUUGCUGUUGAACCUUCCAAAGAGGAGUGAAUAUAAAGUAUUGGUUUUCCCCACAAAUUUAAAGGUUAUGUUAUUAAUAGUAACUGCAUCCAAUCAAAUCAGAUAAUGAAUUAUAAGAUAGGAGUAGUGUUUGUUUCCUAUCUAAAAAUGCAGUUAUAUGGGAACUCUAUUUAUUACAUCGUUUUUAAAAUCUAAUAUUAAGUAUGAAGAAAGAUAUCAAUACAUGCUCCUCUAUGUGAUUUUUGUUAUUAGUAUAAAUCAGUGUAGUGAUGUUUAGAAGCUGAGGCCAUCUAUAAGGCAAAUCUGCCUUAAAGGUAUUAAGUGUUUCUUAAAGGCAAAUUUGUGAUAUAAAAGUGCAAGUUAUUAUCAAGCUAGGAUUAUAAAAUAAAUACUUUAAUAAAGACGUGAGAACGUAAACUGCUUUUGGUUUUAAUGUCGGGAUUAUUUUAAUCCUUUCAUUUUAAAUAUCAUUAUCUCAAAUGAAUUCUGUUUAUUUAUAAUGAAAGCAAAUAAUAUUGUUGCUCUGAAAGCAAAGUAUUAACUUUUUUAUGGAGCAUCCAUGAUGUUUCAGUGUGGAAAAGUGACUUAUUACAAAGACUUAAAAUUGUGUAUCAUCUAAGUCAUUGAUCUCUUCUUUCAGAAAGGCUGUUUGUUAAAUUUAGAGUUGCAUGCAAAACUGAAACAAAGGGUGAGCAGAUUGCUUUAGUAUGCCUGAUGAGAAAAAUCAGAUUUGGCAUUUCCCAGUGAGGAUAGUUUAUUGAAGUGAAAUAGCCUCAAAUCUAAAAUUUUCCUUUACCCUAGAUAAAAUUUGGACAAAUUAAGUUCAAUACUAAUUUUCCUAGAAUGUCAAAGCAAUGUAGGAACAGGAAGCCAGUAGUAAGCCAGAUUUUAUAGACUGCAGUCCUCUCAUCUAAGCUAUUGCAAUUUGUUGUUCCUACACAGCUGCAGUAUUCCAUAGGAUUCUACAAUAAACACAUCAAAUGAGAGCACCCAUACAUUCAAAUGGAUCAGAACUGAUUGUAAGUGUUCUCUUACAAGAACUAUGUAAAAGGUUAGAGUUACAGAAUAGUAUUCCGUUAUUUUCUCAGCAUAUUUAGGGUCAUUUAUAAGUAUGGUUUUAGAAUGAGAUAAAGUUAGGUGAGGAGGCAGAAACUUCCUUUACAUUAAAUCAUAUUGAAAAUGCUUAGAAUAUUAUACAAACAAAACAAACAAAUCUUGCAAUAUAGUCAUUUUCAUGACUGGGAAUACAUGUUUAUAAUCAAAUUAUUAGCUUAAAAAUAAAUAUACGCAUAAAAGGUAUUCAAUAAUAUUUAUGAAUGAAUGUGUUGAUGAAAAUGGAGAGAUGGGCUGAUGGAUUUAUCUUGCCUGCUAACUUAACUUCAGCGGUGGACUAACCAAAAGUUGUACUAAUCUUUUACUGGGAAAACAGCAACAAAACUACAUUAUUAGAUUUAGAAUAGAGGGACUGUAUAUUCUAGUUUCAGACUGUUUUGAGCACAGAUUUCUUUUCAAAUUCUGACAGCAGGUAAACUCAGUCAGAAAGCUUAUGAAUGAUCUCUUUCAGCCCAGAAGAAAGGAAAGUCAAAAAAGACAGGAUUCUAAGUGGGUGUUCUGUUAGAAUUAUGAUAGGACUAUCCUCCAUUUGGCCAUCAAUAUUAAUGGUAAAAUCCAGUAUUUUCAUUUCAGAAAUGUAUUUUUAAAAUUCUUGAUGUGACUUUUUGAUGGUGAAAGUUUCUUUUUUCUCUUCUUCAUAAGAUUUGAACUUUGAAUCCCCUUUUGUUGAUGUAUUAACCACCAGCAGGCAACCUUGAGAGUCAUCAUUUGCUGAAUGAGUGAAUGAAAAGAUCUGUUAUAGUAUAAGUGUAUCCCCCAAUUUCCCUGAGGUAUCCUUUUUUCUAUUUUUACAUUAAUCCAACCCCGUUAAAUCUGUGUUAGUGAGAAGAGGACUUCAGAAGAUUAAAAAUUAAGGUCACUUUUGUGUUCUGUUAACUUUAGGAGUUAACAUUGUCCAAGAGCAAACAUAUUUGAAAGUAUAAAUGUUAAUUCCGUCUUGUUUUUAGAAUAAAAGAAACAGAACAGCAAAAAUGGCUUAUCUUCAUAAUCUACCCAAUUUUAAGUCAGAAAUCUCUGCUUUUUGGAUAUGUCUAGAUAUCUUCUAUUCCAUGCCAGAUCAAAUUAUACAAAUACAGUUUUGUUUUGUUUUUUCCUCUUUCUGUCUACUAAUUUCUUUGCUGUGAGGAAGAAACUUCCUUCUCAUGGCUUAUCACAGAUCAUCCUCAAUACCUUGCACUUUACAUCUAACUUGUGGUGAUUAUAUAUUCAUAUACAACCAUAAAAAGAGUAUAAAGGAUUUUCCAAAAACAGGAAACAAGAGGAAGGGCAGAUAAUGAAAACCACUUUGAAAACAUUAAAUCACCAUAUGAAUUGCUAUUGAAACAGAUAUGAAGUGAGAAGGAAACUGGAAAUUUCAAAUAAUGGUGAAAUACAAGCAAGACAUCCAGAAUAUGUGAUAUAGGCAGUUUCUUGGAAAGGAUAAGGCAUUAUUAUUUUUUUUUAAUAAAAAAAACAAAUGUCUUUCUCAAAAAUUUUCAGAGAAUAUUUAUCAUGUGAUAUUUAUUGUAGGUUCAUUAUCACCAAUCAACUGCAAUUCAAUACUGCUGUUCACUUGAGUAUUUAGAUCGAGUAUCUUGAGGUAGUGAAUUGAAAAGUGAAACAUCAGACCAGGAAAAAUUGAAAACAUCCUAUUGAUUCAAAUAUAUAAAUUCUAUGUCAUUUUGUAGUUUGAAUCUUAAAUCAGUUUAAAAAUCCUAAGCAUUUUUGUGUGGCUUUCAUGGUUAUUUAAAGACUUUCUCCUUGCCUAUAAACUUUGAAAAAUAUUAUAUUUAGAGCCAGUAUUACAGACACAUUUUUGAGUUAGCAUUUUCCUCUUUUUCUUUUUUACAACCCUUCUCGACAUUAUUGGUGGCAAGCAAUGGCCCAAAUCAUUCACAACUACAGUUAUAAAAUUUCACUUAUUCUCUCACAACGGUAAGGAAAAUAUGUUUAAAAUUGGGUCUUAGGAUUAGAUGCUGAGAAUACAUGUUUGUCGUUAGGUAGAGAAUUACUUUACUGUGCUACCCUUUAACUCAUUUUUCCAAAAACUUAGAAACUCAUUUUCCCCUAUUUUAAGACAACAGUUCAAAUACAGGAUGUCAUCUAAGAGUAAAUUAUGAAAGACUCUACAGAGAAUUAUCUUUUAUUUUAAAAAUUGAAAGUUAAAUUAAUAAUACUUAUUACAAACAUAUAAUUGUAUUUUAUACUCAGAUAAAAUGUGAAUAUAAAUU